Lacerta agilis (Sand lizard) is the source of this 3126-nucleotide messenger RNA. Its product is annotated as meiosis-specific coiled-coil domain-containing protein MEIOC-like. Gene Ontology annotation, biological process: meiotic cell cycle; male meiosis I; female meiosis I. The record is from RefSeq and is a predicted model, not a curated record. The transcript is spliced from 8 exons. Gene Ontology annotation, cellular component: cytoplasm; nucleus. Lineage: Eukaryota; Metazoa; Chordata; Lepidosauria; Squamata; Lacertidae. The coding region runs from base 36 to 2837 and encodes 933 amino acids.
GAGGCGGGAAGGAAAAGGAGGAGGAGGAGGAGGAGAUGGUGGCGGACGGCGCCCGUGCUCUGGCUGUUCCCCUCUCAGGAGGGACCCGGCCGCCAGAGGUGAGACCUGUGGUUAAGACUUCAAACCUCUGUCUAUUUGGAAAUGCUACUCAUUUUAGUAACAAGAAUCUGUACACUGAAAAUGAGGAUAUGGUUAAGCAAAGCACCACAUUCAGUCAUUAUGAGCCACAGGUAAACCGCACUAAGCAAGAAAUGGACACACAGCUCUUCUCUCCUUUGUUUGGAGGAAUAACCAACACACCGCCCACUGUGGAGUCUCCCCAGUUUUACAGCAGCUGGUCAACAUGUGGAGAUGAUGCCAAUGCUAUUGCCUCAUUACAUGGCUGCACCAAAAAAAGAACACAGGUAAAUUUAUCUUAUUCUGGCAAUGGCCCUGAUAUGUUUGGCUUGGUGACAAGCAUCCUAGAGGAGCCAAACAAGCAAGAACCUGUUACAGGCUGGAAUUCUCUAUCAAGAUUAUUUCCACCUGUGUGGUCAUCAGACUUUGAAAAAACUGAAAACUUCUCAGGGCUUUUUCCUACAAAAUGCUUGGAAAAUGAAGAUCCUACAAACUUAGUUGGUACUCAAAGUAUUUAUGAAGAAAACUUGCAAAAGUCAUCAUCUGUAGAAUUACUAAAGAAAGAACUUGAAGAUCUCCAUGUUAUAGGAUCGUGGCUUGUGACUUCUGAUCCUUGCAGUCAGUCACCUGAUGAGAUUUUGAAGAAUGCUGAUUCAGAAAACAAGGCUUUUAAGAGUAAUGGAAUCAAUCACCAAGGUGGACUUGCUUAUCAGAAUGUAUCCAAUUAUAACAAAAAUCAGUUAAACAGUGGCAAUGGGAAGAGCCAUACAGAUUUUAGCAGUUUCUCAUGUCAUACUAGAAUAAAAGAUAGCACAAAUACUGCUAAAGAACUCCAGAAAGCUGACCAUGCAAGAGGCAUGCUUGGGAAAAAUGACACAGAAGGAUCAAGCAAAUAUUUCACUCAAUUGUUUAAUUCUCCCGCUGAUGGAAUAUGGGAUCCAGUGAUCCAGCAAAAUAUAGGAUAUACAGGUUUUACAGCUGCUUAUGACUCUCAACAGUUUACUUGCUCAUCUCCAUACCUUCUCAGUCCACUUAAUAAAGAGAAUAGCUUUCCAGAAGGAAGGAAUGCAAAACUGCAGGAAAGCCACCCACAAAAUAACCACAGUUGCAUCUCUACAGAGGGGAACUUUGGCAAUACUGAAUGUAAGAUGUCCUUACAUCACCAGAAAGCAUCCUGUAGUCACUUGCCUCUUAAACCAGCACUACAGAAUAUGAAUUCAUCUUACAAUGGAUAUACAUGGCUGGAUAGUAAGAUACUAAAUCCAGUGGCUACAUCGUUUGCAACUUAUGGGAAGCAAAAGCAAAUGAGUUCUCAGUUGUCUUCAAGGUGUUCAACUCAGUCUGGUGGCUCCUCCACCAGUCAAUCUAUAGCCCAGCCUUCUUAUUCACAGGUGGCACCAAUGUUGAACUCAAGAAAAGAUGGGAAACACAUCUCUGCUAACAUUCCUAACAGCUCAGGGUUUUCAAACUGCAAUGAAAAUAGGAAGCAACCUAACCCUAUUGGACACACCCAGAAGGAUUCCUUAGCUCCUAGAGAGGGAUACUGUGGUGAAGUAUCCACUAAUGCUUCCUCCAGGUGGCUGUCACAAAAGCAUUCCAUAAAUGAGUCUGCGAAACACUAUAGUUUUCAUAAAAAGCAAAGCCAGUUCAGUACUGAUGAGAGAACUAGGCAGAAUGAGAGAAGACGUGAAAAUAAUUGGAUUCCACACCCAGGCUACGCAAGCCCAAAUCAAACGCAGCCUGAUAUAUUGAGAAGAGCAGAAGAACAGAACGGCAGCAAUUUGUCUGAUUUCAUCAAUCCUUCUUUCCUACCUCUCUUCCCAUUAAUGCCUGGUUAUAAACAUCUGCCUAAUUUUCCUCCAUUUAAUCCUCCCACGUUUUCAUCACCAGCUAAUGUUGCAUUUCCCCCAUUGCCAUUUCCAUUGUCUGAACUUGCUGACCUCCUUCACUAUGAUGACCUACCCUAUUUGAGUCCUUUAUUUAACGAACUCUUCUGCAGAGAUUUGCCUGCACAAUACUUUGCCUUUCCACCACCUCUUAACCACUACAGACCUCCAAAGCAUCGCAGUGGAGCUGCAAACGAACUUCAUAGUCAUCUAGAAGAUUGUUACGAACAGUGGAGAGCACUUGAGAGGGAGCGGAAAAAGGCAGAGGCAGAUCUGGCCAGAAACUUCCCAGGGAAGCGGGUAUCCAGCUCAAAUAGCGCUCCCUUCUCCCAGCUUCCUGACAAGCCUUCCCGAGUGGAUCGCCUGAUUGUGGACCAGUUCCGAGAGCAGGCGAAAGUACACACUUUACUUGGGAAAAUGGAAUGCCUUUGUGGUAAUCCUGUCCAUGGUAACAUAUCUGCCGCUUUGAGAUGUCAUUUGGAAGCCAUCUGUGCUACCCGAGCGAGACGCAAGGAUGAGAUUGUUAAUGCUGCUAAUCAUCAGAGGCAAGGAAUAUCUCGUUACAACAAUGAAAAAGAUGUCCUGGCUCUGGCGGUUGCCAUUAAAGAUUUGGCUUUCUUCACACGAAAAACACGUACAGCUUUAUGGUGUGCUCUUCAGAUGACCCUGUCAAAAACUUCAAUGAACACGCCAGCAAAAAAGGAGGAAGUGGAAAGGGCCUUGCAAGAGCUCUGUCCUGUCACUGGCAGCUUGCAAGUGAAGGCCAUCGUGGAGCAUGAAGACAAAGAAAACAAGAGAGAGAACCACGAACUGCCUCAACAGGUCAUACAGUGAACGCAUCCAAGCAGAUAUUGCAGCAGCGUAGAAAAUACGUCAGGCUGCCAGCAAGUCGAGUGGAUCUGUGCUGCGUUUCCACUGCUGAGAUUCAAUCCUAGAUGACAUGCAUUUCUGUAGUAGUAUUGCAGCAGUCUUAAUAUUGGUGGUAUAUGUCUAGGGUGUAAAAUCGAAAGGGUCAAUUUAAGUGGAGUCAAGCAAUAGUAGUUCAUAUUCUUGGCCACCAAUCCAAAGCUGUAACUCAAGCCAUUAACUAGGAAACUAGCAAGUGGCAAAGCUAAUUGUGAUA